Osmerus eperlanus (European smelt) is the source of this 1523-nucleotide messenger RNA. Its product is annotated as elongin-B-like. NCBI's taxonomy places the organism in Eukaryota, Metazoa, Chordata, Actinopteri, Osmeriformes, Osmeridae. The record is from RefSeq and is a predicted model, not a curated record. Gene Ontology annotation, cellular component: VCB complex; elongin complex. Gene Ontology annotation, molecular function: protein binding. The transcript has 4 exons. Gene Ontology annotation, biological process: transcription elongation by RNA polymerase II. The coding region runs from base 155 to 514 and encodes 119 amino acids.
CCUCGCGCCAAAUUACGUACUCGUUGCGCAUGUGUGCGCAGCUGUGGUUCGUGAAUACAGUCUUCCUGUCGUCACCGCUGCGCUGGCGCAGUGCAGUCUGGGCUGACGGUGGUGAGGCAACUGGCUAAACUAACCAGCUAACAAACCACUUGAAAUGGAUGUGUUCUUGAUGAUCAGGCGUGGGAAGACCACGAUCUUCACAGACGCUAAGGAGUCCACCACCGUGUACGAGCUGAAGCGCAUCGUGGAGGGCAUUCUGAAGAGAGCGCCGGAGGACCAGAGGCUCUUCAAGGAUGACCAGGUUCUGGAUGACAGUAAAACCCUGGGAGACUGUGGCUUCACCAACCAGACUGCUCGGCCACAGGCCCCCGCUACAGUAGGGCUGGCUUUCCGUGUCGGAGAUGACUCGUUUGAGCAACUGCAGGUGGAGUCCUUCUCCAGCCCUCCAGAGCUCCCAGACGUGAUGAAGCCCCAGGACUCCGGCAGCACCGCCAACGAGCAGGCCGUGCAGUGAUGGAGAAGGAGGGGGAGGGAGGAUGGAGGUGGGGGGGAGGGGGGAUGGAGGUGGGGGGGAGGGGGGAUGGGUGGAGUAGGCUGUCGGAAAAAACACUUUGGAAAGAUGAAAGGCAGCAUAGAGGAAGUGUAUUAUAAUUAGAGUUGAUUUCCAGAAUGGGGUUGGACAUGAUAGAGAAUCAAUCCAGGCCAUAUCCAAGUUACCUUCACCCUACUAGCACUCCCACACUCAUACUGAUGUGCUUCUUCAAACCAGAUUAUUUUUUACGUGUCUCUCUCUGCUUCUCCCUCGAGGUUUGACACCCCAACAGGCUCGAAGCCAGUCGGUUCAGUGUCAACGUGCUGGUGUGAGAGUGACUGUGUGUGUGUGUGUGUGUGUGUGUGUUUAGAUUAUUAUAAUUAUCAUCACCAUUAUCUGUAAUAUAACUAGGUUGUUUGUGUAGUGGAAGGAAUGUGCAUGGGACAGGAGUGAUGGAGAACUGCAUGAUUGAAUCCAAACAUUUAAAAGAAAAGGAAGAGAAGGGUCAGUCAGUCAGUCAGCCUUAACCACAACUUCUCCUUUAUGUUGCUGUUCUCCUAGCUUGUCUCACUUCCUGUUUGCAUCCCUGAAACAGCAGAUGUUGUCCUCUCCAUAGCUGGCCAGGGAACAGACCCUCUGAGGCGUCAAACAAAUGCUGUUUUUUUUUUUUUUCACGUCUGGAGAUACGAUCAUCCAAGUUUCUUUAGUCUGGAGAAAUUGUACCUUUUGAUCCUUUUAUUUAGUUUCUUUGCACUGACACCAAAGGCAGGGAUUGCUCCUCAUGCUGGAGAUCUAGUUGGUUGAGAACAUUAUUUUAAGGCCUUUUUUUUUUUUUGGUGGCAUAUUUAAAGAGCUUGACCUCCGUGAAAGGGUCAUCGUGUUGGACUCCUGGGGUUGUUGGGGGGUCUGUGCGUGACAUCUCAUUCCCCCCCGGUAACAUACACAUAGCCUGUAACUGUGAGCUUAAUAAAGGUUUUUUUCUUUUUUACAA